GAAUACCCACCACAUUGAAAAGAGACAGAGACACACUUCUUGCUACUCCAGAAUCCUUCGAACCCUUCCUCAUCCUCUUAAUAAUAAGCACGGCACUGAUAGAUCCUGCCAGAACCACAGACGCCCAGAACAUCACAGUAUACCCAAACACUCCAAACAACCCACCCCCUCACAAAAGGAAGAAAAUUGUACAAGAUGCAACUCGGUUCAACUCCACUACUACUCCCCCACCUCUUGAUUCACAAAAUUCUAAUAAA
Messenger RNA from Dentiscutata heterogama, 257 nucleotides. The record is from the annotation of a GenBank genome assembly. Lineage: Eukaryota; Fungi; Glomeromycota; Glomeromycetes; Diversisporales; Gigasporaceae.